AUGAAAAGCUUCAGAGCAUUCAAAUUCCCAUAUGUAUAUCUAGAGGACACAAAGGGUAAGUGUCAGCCUGUGUAUAAGGAAUACGCAAAGAAGCAGCCUGCUCUAAACCUGAACAGUGCUUUCUUAGGCUGUCCAUUUUUGCCUGAAAAGAAGCCCAGGGCAGAAAACAAAACAACACUGAAAUCGAAGAGACCUCGCAGUAAAGUCCGCUACUGUGAAAUCUGUUGUUCAAAGUAUGAUGAUUACGAAUCACACGUCAGUACGGCCCUUCACAGGUCUUUUGGGGAUGAUAACUCAAACUACAAGGCUAUUGAUGCAUUUGUGACUGAAAUCAGAGGCACUACCUUCUCUCAGAGACAUCCUCGUCCAUCACCGUGUGAGCGACUCGACAACCUUUACGCCACUGCGUAUCUCGCAUCUUCAGCCCACAGUGUCUUUAAGUUAUGUAAAUUUGAGACAUUUGAAACAGAAGGAAUCACUGAAGAGGAUGUUCUCAAUUGA
Enterospora canceri is the source of this 501-nucleotide messenger RNA. The record is from the annotation of a GenBank genome assembly. NCBI's taxonomy places the organism in Eukaryota, Fungi, Microsporidia, Enterocytozoonidae.